UGUACAGAUAUUUAUAUUAUAAUUGGCUUGUCUUUGCUCAUAGGAUUUGAGUACAGGUGUUAUCCAUUUCACACAGACAUUGUACUUCCCUUUCUGCCCAAGCCCAGAGCAGAAAGAGCUCUUAACUCAGGGACAGACAGCAGAGAGGAUGCCCAAGGUCCCGAUUCACUGUCGACUUUAUUCUCAGAAUGGAGUAAUCCAGUGUUCAUACGGCCUCCAGAGGUUGCUGUGGAUGUAACCAGCGGUCAAGCUGAGGGUCUUGCUGUAAAAAUACACAAUAUUCUUUUCCCCUACCGGUUUACCAAGAAUAUGAUCCACACAAUGAGAGUCAUCAAUCAAGUGGACAAGAAGUUCCUUGCUUGUUUAAUAAAUACAACAGAGCAGGACAUCUCUGAAAGCAGUACAAAUGAAGGAAAUCUCCUAGUGUUGGUUGAUCAGCAUGCUGCCCAUGAAAGAGUUCGACUGGAGGGGUUGGUAACAGACUCUUAUGAGGAUGAUCCAGACACACCUGGAAAAAAGAGGCUAUGUUCUUCAAGUGUAACCCCACCCUUGGAGAUUAAUGUAACUGAGGAGGAAUUGAGACUUCUGAGGUCUUGUCAGGCCUUCCUGAGGGGUCUUGCUUUAGAUGUAAGUUUCCCAAAUAGUGAGUCACUGAAUGUGUUGUUGCAGAGACUUCCCACAUGUUUCAUAGAGAAAGAAAGCACAGAGAUCCGCCGUGGAAGGCGGUCCGUAAUUAAAACCAUUGCAGAGGACUACCUGCGAGAACACAUUGAGCUUCUCCGCUCAACAGGAAGAGUGAGAGGAACGCUGCCUCUGACAGUACAUAAUGUUCUCGCUUCUCAAGCUUGUCAUGGAGCAAUUAAGUUCAAUGACAUUUUGAGUAAAGAGGAGUGCUGUAGUCUGGUGAGCUCGCUCUCCUCUUGUCAUCUUCCUUUCCAGUGUGCUCAUGGAAGACCUUCCAUCGUCCCUCUGGCAGAUCUUCACCACUUAGAAGAUCAACAGGAUCUUCCCAAACCAAAUCUGAGGAAACUGAGAAGGAUGUACAAGUCAUGGCAGCUUUAUGGAAAAGAUCAAUCUCUUGCACAAAGCAAAGCAUGAAUUUAUAUAUAUAUAACAUUUUUGAAUUAAAUUAUUUAUUUUA
Molecule: messenger RNA, 1141 nt
Organism: Ctenopharyngodon idella (grass carp)
Lineage: Eukaryota; Metazoa; Chordata; Actinopteri; Cypriniformes; Xenocyprididae
Gene: mlh3
Product: mutL homolog 3 (E. coli)
Exons: 11
Biological process (GO): mismatch repair
Cellular component (GO): mismatch repair complex
Molecular function (GO): ATP binding; ATP-dependent DNA damage sensor activity; ATP hydrolysis activity
Source: RefSeq, a predicted model, not a curated record